UUUCAUUGCGUCAAUAUUUAUCGGUUUUAAUUUAAUGGAAUUUCUGUGUAUUUUUCUUUAUCAUUAAUGUAAGAUCUUUUUUGUAAUUAGAAAUGAACCGACUGGUACUGUUAAUGUUCUGUAAUAUUUAAAUACGUGACGUUUAAACGUUGAACAAAUUACCAGAAGUCAGCAUUUGAGGUAAUUUAAUAACGUUUGAGUUGGCAUUUUCCAAAUUUAUGUUUGGGGAGAUAUUUCGAAAACUUUGCGAUCACUUGCACAAUGUUCCAAAUUACGAAACUUUCAGACGAAAUUUUAGAUACACAAUUUGUUAAUAAAACUCGAAAGGGGUACGUAACAGUUAAGGGGUUUACCCUCCCCGAAGCCUAUGGAGAAUACAGCAAUGAAAUUGAAAAUUUUGAAGUGUAUGAUGAUGACGUAUGGGUUUGUAGUUUUCCUAAAUCAGGAACAACAUGGACCCAAGAAAUGGUCUGGUUAAUCGAAAAUAAUUUUAACUACGAAAAGGCAAAAAGGCCGAUCUAUGAACGAUUUCCUCAUUUUGAAUUACACGUCUACUACGAUUUAAAAAGUGCCUUCAGUAAAAAUCCAAAUCUUAAGAGACAACCCUUUAGCACAAAUUCGUUUGAGUAUAUCAAAAAUUUAAAGAGACCACGCUUAAUCAAAACACAUUUACCUUUCGCUCUCUUACCUAAUCAGAUAAGGAAAUUUAUUAAAAAACCAAAGAUAAUAUACAUAACAAGAAACUGCAAAGACGUUUGUGUCUCUUUUUAUCACUUCAGUCGUGAUUUUGAUGCCUUUACUGGUACUUUUGAAACUUACAGUAGACUGUUUUUAAAAGGAAAAGUUCCUUACGGGCCUUUUUGGCAUCACAAUUUAGGGUUUUGGGUACAAAGAAAUAAACCAAAUGUACUUAUUCUUCGUUAUGAGAAAUUAAAAGAAAAUCUUCCGUCCGUAAUUAAGGAUGUCGCUAGAUUUUUGCAAAAACCAGCGUCGGAAAGCGAUAUUAGAAAUCUUGUAAAUCAUCUCAGUUUCGAAAAUAUGAAAAAUAAUAGGUCUGUCAAUUAUUCGUCAUUAGCGGCGUUUUUAAAUGAAAUAAAUGAGUCAAAUAAUCAAGGGGUGUUUAUGAGGUCAGGGAAAAUAGGAAAUUAUAAGGAAAUUAUGUCGAAGGAAAUAGAGCAGGAGUUUGAUGUAUGGAUCAAGGGAAAUAUUGGGAAUACUGGCUUUUUGGAAUACGAAGCUGAUUAGUAUCGAUCAAUUCUGUUAAUAUUUAAUUGCAAAUAUAAUGUAAUCAAUAAAGUUUUUUUAUUUUU
Agrilus planipennis (emerald ash borer) is the source of this 1310-nucleotide messenger RNA. RefSeq names its product sulfotransferase 1 family member D1-like. Bases 262 to 1245 code for a protein of 327 amino acids. Gene Ontology annotation, biological process: sulfation. Gene Ontology annotation, molecular function: sulfotransferase activity. NCBI's taxonomy places the organism in Eukaryota, Metazoa, Arthropoda, Insecta, Coleoptera, Buprestidae. The record is from RefSeq and is a predicted model, not a curated record. The transcript has 5 exons. Gene Ontology annotation, cellular component: cytoplasm.